Messenger RNA from Protobothrops mucrosquamatus (brown spotted pit viper), 554 nucleotides. RefSeq names its product lens fiber membrane intrinsic protein-like. NCBI's taxonomy places the organism in Eukaryota, Metazoa, Chordata, Lepidosauria, Squamata, Viperidae. The transcript has 4 exons. Gene Ontology annotation, molecular function: structural constituent of eye lens. The annotation marks the transcript as partial. Gene Ontology annotation, cellular component: plasma membrane. The record is from RefSeq and is a predicted model, not a curated record.
AUGAUGUUCGGUUGGAUGGGAGGGGCCCUGCUGUGCGCCGUUUCCGGGCUGGUCCUCCUCAUUGUUGCCACAGCGACGGACUUUUGGAUGCAAUACCGAUACUCUGGCAGCCUCAGCAACCAAGGACUCUGGCGCUUCUGUGUGGGAAGCAAAUGUCACCCGCACACCAUCACCCUCGCUUUCUGGGAUGCCACCCGAGCCUUCAUGCUCAUCUCCAUCCUGUCCUCCUUCGCCGGGAUCAUCCUGGAGCUGAUGACCUACUCUGGCACCAACCGCUUCUCCCGCAGUCGCUCUGCAGGGGUCACCCUCUUGAUUGCAGGACUCUUCGCCUUGCUGGGCCUCUCCAUCUACACCGGCGUGACCGUGAAUUUCUACGGCAAGCGCUACGCUGACUGGCGCUUCUCCUGGUCGUAUAUUCUGGGCUGGAUCGCUGUUCUCCUGACCUUCUCAGCAGGACAAGAUGAGUUCCAGUUGAACAUUGAGCAUAAAAGACAGCUGCAAGGACUCUGGGCCAAUAACCUCGGGACGGAAAUCUCUACUCCUGCGAUGGGAAA